Molecule: messenger RNA, 2816 nt
Organism: Manihot esculenta (cassava)
Lineage: Eukaryota; Viridiplantae; Streptophyta; Magnoliopsida; Malpighiales; Euphorbiaceae
Product: nucleolar complex protein 3 homolog
Exons: 13
Coding region: 96-2600 (834 amino acids)
Biological process (GO): DNA replication initiation
Cellular component (GO): nucleolus
Molecular function (GO): chromatin binding
Source: RefSeq, a predicted model, not a curated record
UGUCUAAAACCCUAAGCCCCAGCUCUGGUCGGACUGUUGCAUCUUCCUGUAUCUGCGUUCGGCGUCUCUUUUUCUUUGUUGGAUCAAAACGAAAAAUGGUGAAGAAGAAACAAAAGCAAAAGAUAGUGUUGCCACCGGAAUUGCCGCCUGAGAUAUCUGAGGAUGAAAUUGAGGUCUCCGAUGAGGACUUGCAAUUCGUCAAUGAGAACAGAGAUUAUGCUGGCUUUGUUUCUCGCUUGGACACUGAUACCAUCACCAGGCAUGUUACUCGCGUUGCUGAUUUGGAAGGAGAUGAUUUAGAAGCAGCUUAUGAGAAGCGGCUGCGGAGGAAGUCACAGCAGAAAAAAGUGGAGGAAGAGGGCCUCCAAGUUGAUCCUGUUGAUGCUCUUCCUGUAAAGACUUUAGAUGGAAAAGUUUACUACCGGACAUUGUCUAAGACAACAGAAAAAUCUGAAAAUGGUCGGGACACAGAUGAUGAGAAGGAUGAUUCCGGCGCUGAUAAGGGUAUACUGAGAUUAACGAAAGCAGAAAGGAGGGCGAAGCUAAAAAAAAGCAAGAAAGAGGCUAAGAAACAAGGGAAGGAAUUGGAGAAAACAGAAGAAGUGCAAGAAACUCCACAAGCAUCUGUGCUGGCCAAGGUCAAAAAAGAUCUCACUGCUGAAGAAAUGUUUGAAAACAAGAAGCUUAAACUGGCAGAGAUGGGUAUCGCAUUACUGGCAGAUCCAGAGUUGAAUAUAAAAACUCUGAAAGAGAUGUUGCAAUUCUGUAAAGACGAUGAUCAUGCUAUUGUUAAACUUGCAUUGUUAUCCUUGUUAGCUGUAUUUAAAGACAUUAUUCCAGGCUACCGGAUUAGGCUUCCUACUGAGAAGGAGCUAGAAAUGAAAGUUUCCAAGGAUGUUAAGAAGAUGCGGUACUAUGAAUCUACACUUCUAUCUGCAUACAAGGUGUACUUGCAGAAGUUGAUGGUGUUAGAGAAACAGUCCAUGUUCCAGCAUGUGGCAGUUCGCUGCAUUUGUACUUUGCUUGAAGCAGCCCCUCAUUUCAACUUUCGUGAAAAUUUGUUAGGUGCUGUGGUUGAAAACAUAGGCUCUUCAGAUGAUGUCAUAAGGAGACUUUGUUGUGCUACUAUUAAGUCACUUUUUACCAAUGAGGGAAAGCACGGCGGUCAAGCUACUGUAGAGGCUGUUCGGUUGAUAGCUGAUCUUAUUAAAGCUCAUGAUUGUCAAUUGCAUCCAGAUUCUGUUGAGGUAUUCUUGUCAUUAUCCUUUGAUGAAGAUCUUGGAAAGCCUGAAGAAGAAGACAAGGAAAAUAAAGUUAGAAACAAGAAAAACAAGAAGAGAAAGAAUAAUGAGGAGCCAAGUCAAUUGCAAGAAAAUGAUAGAAAAAGAAGUAGGAAAGAACUGAUGGCAAAAAUGAGGGAGGAGGUUACUGCUGAUUACAAGGCUGCUGCUUUUACCACAGAUGUUAAGGACCAGAAAAGGUUGCAAUCAGAGACACUUUCUGCUGUUUUUGAGACAUAUUUUCGUAUCUUGAAGCACACUAUGCUGUCAACCACAGCCAGUCCAGACGCAAAUGAUCAUUUAGUUGCCAAUGCUCCUGGGGCCCACCCUCUGCUUGCACCUUCUCUGGAUGGAUUGGGAAAGUUUUCUCAUCUACUAGAUCUUGAUUACAUUGGGGAUCUUAUGAAUUAUCUGAAAAAGCUUGCUGGUGGCGAUACUACAUCCAACUCCUCAGAAAAAAGUUCAAAGCACUUGACCGUUUCCGAACGCCUUCAAUGCUGCAUUGUUGCCUUUAAAGUGAUGAGGAGCAAUCUAGAUGCCCUAAAUGUUGAUUUACAGGGCUUCUUUGUGUUGCUGUAUAAUAUUAUUCUCGAGUACAGACCUGGAAGAGACCAGGGUGAAGUAUUAGCAGAAGCUUUGAAGAUUAUGUUAUGUGAAGACAGACAGCAUGACAUGCAAAAGGCUGCUGCAUUUGUAAAACGUUUGGCCACAGUCUCACUGUGCUUUGGAUCAGCUGAAUCCAUGGCUGCUUUGGUAACUUUGAAGUAUCUCCUUCAGAAGAAUGUUAAAUGCCGGAAUCUAUUAGAAAAUGAUGCAGGGGGUGGCUCAGUUUCAGGUUCUGCUGCGAAAUAUCAGCCAUAUGCCUCGGACCCUAAUUUAAGUGGUGCACUUGCUUCGGUCCUUUGGGAACUCAAUCUUCUGUCCAAGCAUUACCAUCCAGCAGUUUCAAACAUGGCUUCAAGCAUUUCAAGCAUGAGCACUUCUCGUAACCAAGUUUAUCUCUCCUCAAUAUCUCCUCAGCAAGCUUUUACAGACUUGUCGCUUGAGAGGGAGUUGCUCAACCCAAAAUACGACAUUGGAAAACUAAUUAUCAAGAGGAAAAAGGGGUCUUCUAAGGUGACUGCCAGUAGCAUUGGCGGAUCUGUAGAUAAAAGUUCAGCUGAUGAAGAGGAGUUGAAAAAGAAACUUUCUGAUCAUUUUAUGCUCCUCCGUGAUUUCAAAGAGAACGGGAGAUUAAGGGGCGAGUUAGACCGUGCUACGUUAGCCCUACAAUUAUAUGAUGAAUAUAAGAAGCAAAAGAGAAAAAGCCGGAAGGCUUAGUACCAAGAACCACAAGAAGUGAGCAUCCAAUAUUUUAGGUGUUGGAUUUUUUGUUGUUGUUGUUGGAACCGUAAUCAAGCCGAGUAUUGAGCAUCGUGAAGCUCAUAUCUGAUUUGUUUGCGCUUAAUUCGAGCCUAAAGGCUCUUUUUUUUUAGCUUAACAUAUUAUUUCCAUAUCUCUUAAAUUACUUCCUAACUUUAAAUUAGGGUUUUGCCA